Laccaria bicolor S238N-H82 is the source of this 2757-nucleotide messenger RNA. RefSeq lists its product as uncharacterized. The record is from RefSeq and is a predicted model, not a curated record. The transcript has 9 exons. The coding region runs from base 1 to 2757 and encodes 918 amino acids. NCBI's taxonomy places the organism in Eukaryota, Fungi, Basidiomycota, Agaricomycetes, Agaricales, Hydnangiaceae.
AUGUCCUCCACCCUUACCAUAGAAGCUAAAGCCCACAAUCUCAACCCCAGGUGUUUGGACAAUGUUCGGUUUCAAACAGAAUCACUUUUGAGGUUCUUCAAUCGAAAUCAAGCGACUCUUAUGAAUUCCAAUGACGCGAACCGACCGACCUUGGAAGCACAUGCCUGGGAGAAAGCUGUUACGUUGGUGAAGAUUUUGUCAGGCAAGCAGCUGUGGUGUGAGGAAUCCCAGUGGCUCCAUCCCACAAGGAUCUGGGUAUACACCAACAUGUUGCGAGUCAUGGGGGGGCCCUCGGUCGAUUGGAACAGACUCUAUGCAGUCCCACCCACCACCACCCCUAUGUUCUUCAUGGAAGGUUACGACGGCCCCUCUCCCCCCAUUCCUCCCAUUACGUCAACCAUUUCUACAUCGGCAAAUUCGUCGCUCCCAGCCCAAUCUUCACUGCCCCCAAUAUCGGCAGACACACAAGCGUCAUCUGUCCCGAUACCGAAUUCGUCGCUCCCAGCCCUGCCCCCAAUAUCGGCAGACACAUCUGUCCCGAUACCGAACGCUCCCCAACGCCAAUCAACUCCAGAAGCCGGCCCAGCACCAGAAAAGAAGCCAGCCGAGCCCAAACCUCAACAAAGUCGAGCAAAACCCGAGGCCGGCACGAGCAGUGGGAGAAAGAGGAGAGGGGACUCCUUGGAUGUCCGGCCGAGGAAGACCCGCAUCGUCAGCGCACAACACAUUGAGGAAAGCAGCGAUGAGGAGACGCCCAUGCUGAAGCCCAAUUCACGAAAUUCGGGCAACACUGCCAAGCCGAGGUUGAAACAACAGCCGGUUGUUGAGAUAACAGUAAAGCCCAGGUCCAAAGCGACACCUCGGGUUAGCCCAGACACAGCUACAAAGGCGGCACUAAAGGCCCAGGCAUCAGCAGAGAAGCUUGAAAAGCAGAAUGCGGCCAUUAAAAUGGGAGAAUACAAGCUUGCCAUUGAGCCCUGCAUAGCCUGCAGUAAACGAAAGGACAAACAGACCGUCCCAUGCGCAGAGAGCACCAGCGGUGUGCUCGCCGCCUGUUUCACUUGCAACACGGGCAAGACAAAAUGCAGCAAGGCAGGGGGGAAUUCGAAGAAGAAGACUGAGGGAGAGGAGGCAGAGGAAGUGAAGAUUGUGGUCAAGAAAACAAAGAAGCGCAAGGCAAAGAAGGAUGAAGAAGCCGAGGACGGGGGAGAGAAGGGAAAGAAGAAAGCCAAGAAAUCGAAGGCUAAGAAGUUGGAACCAAUGGCGGAGGGAGCCGAGGACGGGGGAGAGGAGGAAAGUGUGGUCGUCGUUCGAAGACCCAAGACGAAGGCAAUGAAGCAGGAUGUAGAAAUGGCCGAGGUUUCUGAGGGAGAGUCGUUUGAUUUUGAGUCUAUAAAGGAGGAGGAUUCAGAGAUGGUGGACAUGACCUUGGGUGUGGACGCCGAGGCGCGGGCAACUCCAGCCAUCGUCAUUGAACGACCAACACCAACACCCCCAGUUCAACCGAAGUUGAGUCUGGCCAUGGAUGAAAUGCCCACUGUGCCCGAUGUCGGCCAAUCAUCAGCUUCCCUCAUGCCCAACCUUGGGCAAUCAUCAGCAACAGGGAUCAUGCCCGACCUCGGGCAAUCAUCAGGUAAUGCUGCAAUGCCCAUUGUGCCUGACCUCGGCCAAUUGUCAGCUCCUGCCAAUGACAUGGUGGGGAUCUUAGUCAAUAGCACUCCGGCCUUGGUCGACAUCUUCCCUUCCCAGCCUGAGCAGUCGGUUUCGAACUCACGCCGCGUCAGUCCCCCUCAUGUUCAAGAACUUCAUCCAAUGUACAUCAAGAAGGUGGAUUUCAGGUCCCACACUCCGCCACCGGCAUUCGACAUGCAUGCGAUCCAGCAUGAGAUCAGGAGACUCGGUCAAGAUCAGACCAACAUUCAAAACACUCUCCGCGAACAACAGGCUCAGCUGACCAUCGCGUCAGAGCAUACUGGCAUCGACCCGAGUGCUCUUCUCCCCCCAUUCGUGAACUCCACGUCACUCAGCCAACGUCUGGCCUCCCUGGAGGAAAUGACCCAGAGACUUCAAGAGGUUGAAUCCGCUGGCGAUCGUCUUGCUGAACAACACGAAGCUUUUGAGGGGGAGGUCAGGAAUAUGAUGAAGGUCACGCCGGCUGCAUUGCAAGAACAAGUUGCGAAGUCUAUGGCCGAACUUACAAACCGAGUCCACCAGGCUGAGCAAGCACAGGAGACUCUGACUACGUCCUAUAGCGCACUUACCGAGGGUCAGAUAAAACUUGGUAACCGACAAACGAUUGUGGAACAAAUUGUCCUCAAUCAUUUCGGCCACAAAAUCAUGACCAACGCCCAGAUCAAUGCGACCAAGGGGACAGCCGAUAUCGGCAUCAACACGAUGAAGGGUACUGUGGAUAUUGGCAUCAACACCGAUAAAUCAGCAGAGGAAUUGGUCCAAGCAUCGAGCCCGGCCCCAAUCCAGUCAGCAGCUCCUCCGACGCCGGCGCAAGCUUCGAGCCCGGCUCCAAUUCAAUUGGCAGCUGUGCAAGCUUCGAGCCCGCCUCCAAUUCAACCCACAGCUCCUUCAAAUCUGGUUCAAGCUGAGAGCCCGGCCCCAAUCUAUUUGGCUCCAAAGCCAGUUCGUGCAACAUGCCGCGGCAGAUCACCCUCUCCCUUCACAGUUGGCACCAGGAGGUCUCCUCAGCUGAUAGCUUCAUCUGAUGAUCAUCCUUCGACUCCCACUAAUGAAGACCCGCAAUAA